Messenger RNA from Solea senegalensis (Senegalese sole), 1335 nucleotides. Its product is annotated as retinoic acid receptor RXR-alpha-A. The record is from RefSeq and is a predicted model, not a curated record. Bases 183 to 1316 code for a protein of 377 amino acids. Gene Ontology annotation, cellular component: nucleus; RNA polymerase II transcription regulator complex. Gene Ontology annotation, biological process: negative regulation of transcription by RNA polymerase II; cell differentiation; response to retinoic acid. The transcript is spliced from 8 exons. Gene Ontology annotation, molecular function: nuclear steroid receptor activity; nuclear receptor activity; zinc ion binding. Lineage: Eukaryota; Metazoa; Chordata; Actinopteri; Pleuronectiformes; Soleidae.
UAAAAUGUGAAUUAACAACAGAUACACUUUGAGUGAAUUGUUAAUAAACGACAGAGUUUCUAUGAACAUUAUUUUAAUGUUAUUCUGUCUAAACUUCACCUGUGUUGAUUUCACUGACGGCUGCUUUGUGACCUGUGUGUGUGUGUGUGUGUGUGUGUGUGUGUGUGUGUGUGUGUGUGCUGAUGUUCCAGCUGAACUCUCCCAUGAACUCAGUCAGCAGCACAGAGGACAUCAAACCCCCGCUGGGUCUGAACGGCGUGAUGAAGGUGCCCGCUCAGCCAUCGGGUACCGUCCUGUCACUCACCAAACACAUCUGUGCCAUCUGUGGUGACCGCUCCUCAGGUAAACAUUAUGGGGUGUACAGCUGUGAGGGCUGUAAAGGCUUUUUCAAGCGGACGGUUCGUAAAGAUCUGACGUACACGUGCCGCGACAACAAAGACUGUGUCAUCGACAAGCGUCAGAGGAACCGCUGCCAGUACUGUCGCUACCAGAAGUGUUUGGCCAUGGGCAUGAAGAGAGAAGUUUUGUUACAUGCAGCCGUUCAGGAGGAGCGGCAGCGAGCCAAGGAGAGGAACGAGAACGAGGUGGAGUCCACCACCUGCGCCAACGAGGACAUGCCUGUGGAGAAGAUCCUGGAGGCGGAGCGAGCGGUGGAGCCCAAGAAUGAGACGUACAUCGAGACCAACCUCAGCGCGCCGUCAAACUCGCCCAAUGAUCCAGUGACAAACAUCUGUCAAGCCGCUGAUAAACAGCUCUUCACUCUGGUGGAGUGGGCAAAGAGGAUUCCACAUUUCUCUGAGCUGCCGCUGGACGACCAGGUCAUCCUCCUACGAGCAGGGUGGAACGAGCUCCUCAUUGCAUCAUUUUCUCAUCGUUCCAUAGCCGUUAAAGAUGGGAUUCUGUUGGCGACAGGGCUGCACGUUCACCGCAACAGCGCCCACAGCGCCGGAGUGGGCGCCAUCUUUGACAGAGUCCUCACAGAGCUGGUGUCAAAGAUGAGGGACAUGCAGAUGGACAAGACCGAGCUGGGCUGUCUACGAGCCAUCGUUCUCUUCAACCCUGACUCUAAAGGUUUGUCUAACCCCGGUGAGGUGGAAGCUCUGAGAGAGAAAGUCUACGCGUCUUUAGAGGCUUACUGUAAACACAAGUACCCCGAGCAGCCUGGAAGGUUUGCUAAGCUGUUGCUACGGUUACCAGCGCUGCGCUCCAUCGGCCUCAAGUGUCUGGAGCACUUGUUCUUCUUCAAGCUCAUCGGGGACACGCCCAUCGACACCUUCCUCAUGGAGAUGCUAGAAGCACCGCAUCAAAUGACAUAAUGACAAAGAUGGUGGAGCC